AUGUUUUUUCUUGAACAAACCCCCAUUUGGCGACGUAGCGACACGAACUCGAGAAGCAUUUGCAAGAUCUUGAGAAGAUGCACCACCACCCACCACUACGCGCCCACACUCGAUGAAGUGCAGCAGCUGGCGGCCAAAGCCGACCGCACUGCCAAUCUCGUGGCCAUCUGCUGCGAAUCCGACGCAGGCGACGAAACGCCCACGACCGCCUUCCUCAAGAUUCGACGACGCAGCAACAGCAGCGAGACGACCAACAAGGAGAAGGACGACAACCUGGCCUUCAUCUUUGAGCUGUCGGAGAAGAACAACCCGAUCGUGCUGCGCCACUCCAUCGUGUCCGCCGAACCGUGGAAGGUCAUGCGCACCGGCCCCGGCCUGGAGCACCACGGCGACCCGCUCGUCCACCUCGAGCGCGAGCUGGCCAACCACAAGGUGGCGAGCGAGUACAGGCUGGAGCCGGAGGUGUUGAACGGCGCGGCGUUCGGGUAUAUCUCGUACGACUGCAUCCGCUACUUCGAGCCGCGGGUGGACCAGUACGCCCAGCCGGACACCCUACAACUCCCCGAAAGCAUGUUCAUGUUCGUGAAUUCGUUCAUCGCGUUCGAUCACGCGACGCAGAAGAUGCGCAUCGUUGCGCUCUGUUCGCUGGAGGGCGACGUGGUCAAGAACUACGCCCUCUCCGUGGCCCGGAUCGAAGAGCUCCGCAGCCGACUAGCGCAGCCGGCCGUCCAGUUCGUUGAUGCCGACCCGACACGGCACGAGGGUGUGUCGAAUGUGGGCAAGGAGGGCUACGAGGGAAUGGUGCGCAAGCUGCGCGAGCGGAUCAUCGACGGCGACUUCAUCCAGGUGGUGCCCUCGCAGCGCAUCGCGCGCAAGAUCGGCGUGCACCCGUUCAACGUCUACCAGCAGCUGCGCAAACUCAACCCGUCGCGCUACACCUUCUACGUCGACUGCGACGACUUCCAACUCGUUGGUUCGUCGCCCGAGAUGCUGGUGCAGGUCUACAAUCGCGAGGUCACUACCCACCCCAUCGCCGGCACUCGGCGCCGAGGAAAGACGCCCGAGGAGGACGACGCCCUGAUGACCGAAUUGCUCGGUACCACGUACAUAUCA
Messenger RNA from Acanthamoeba castellanii str. Neff, 1113 nucleotides. Its product is annotated as anthranilate synthase component I family protein. The annotation marks the transcript as partial. NCBI's taxonomy places the organism in Eukaryota, Discosea, Longamoebia, Acanthamoebidae. The transcript has 6 exons. The record is from RefSeq and is a predicted model, not a curated record. Gene Ontology annotation, biological process: L-tryptophan biosynthetic process.